AUGGCGCGAGUGUCCGGACUACCGUCUUUUGAAUUGUCUACAAGGCGGCGUUUUUCUCUAUUCUUUCAUCUCUCGCCACCGAUUCCUCCUGUCCCCACACCAUCCAUUUGCACUUUCUUCCUUUCGUUCUUAUUUUCUUUCUUUCUUUCUUUCUUUCUUUCUUUCUUUCUUUCUUUCUUUCUUUCUUUGCGCUCUUUGCGCUUUACUCUUUUCUUAGUUUGGCACUUUCUUUCUUUCGUUCUUAUUUUCUCUUUCCCAUCUUUCUUUCUUUCCUACUUUCUUUCUUUGUCCGUCUUUGUUUGUUUGUUUGUUUCUUUCUUUUUGCUCCAUUUUAAUUUUUUUGCUUGUGCCCAAUUUCUUUCGUUUUUUGUCUUUUUCUUUCUUUGCUACUCUUCUUUCUUUUCCCCCUUUCUCCUUCUGUUUUAUUUAUUUUGUUCUGUCUCUUUCUUUCUUUCUUUCUUUCUUUCUUUCUUUCUUUCUUUCUUUCUUUCUUUUCAUUCAUUGUUUCUUUCUUUUUUUGCACCUUUUCUCCUUUUUUUCUUUUGCACCUUUUCUCCUUUCUUUUUUCUUUUCAUUUCUUUCUUUCUUUUUCACUUUUCAUUCUUUCUUUCUUUCUUUGCACCUUUACUCCAUUGA
Messenger RNA from Acanthosepion pharaonis, 636 nucleotides. The record is from the annotation of a GenBank genome assembly. Lineage: Eukaryota; Metazoa; Mollusca; Cephalopoda; Sepiida; Sepiidae.